CCGGCUGACAUCAUCAAUCCUCGCCAAGAGAGCAUGGCGCUGCUGCUGUCAGGCGAUAGAGGAUGCGAAUAGUUUGUUGUGAGUUCUUUUUUGGGACCCUUUUAAACAUUCACGGCGCAUUUAACUGUUUUCACCUUCGUGUCUUUGUUCCUCAUUUGUAUUUGCGUCGGUGUCAGCUGACUCCUGGGAGCUAGCGAGUCUCUUGAUCGUCAACAUGCAGUCUGCGAAGGUCAGCUAUUUGGCCCUAGUUGCGUCCAGAACUCUCGGCUCGAGUAGACUUCACUUUUCGGAGCUUGUGAAAGUGUCUGCCUGCGAUCGUGUCCAUUGUUCGGUCACUCAGACCCGCUCUUGUCAAACAGGAGCGAAGCCGGAGGAGACCGUAGUUAUUCGCGUUCCUCGGUACCUGCAGAAGCGCGUUGAAAACGUGAAGCAAACACGAGGAACUAAGAAGAUCAGCAACAUCAAAGCCGGCAAGCUCCUUAUCCAGGGCAGGAAUCCUGAACGGAACCAGUCUGCGGGAUACGUGCUGGGGAAAUUCGAGCGGCCCGUCCUCUGCUCCAAAGGAUGGAAACAUUCCAAAUCAUGCGGUGACUAUUUCAUCAUCAACAACGUGAAGGAUGCUGCGCCCUACAUUGCUGAAAACAAAAAGGAGGAUGCUGAAAAUCAAAAGGAGGGCGCUAAAAAGAAAAGGGAGGAUGCUGACAAGCAGAAGGAGGAUGUUGAAAAGAAACCACCGGUGACGUUUCAUAACCUUCGCAUCUGCGAGCAGCUGGUGGAGACGUUGGACAGUGUGGGCAUUAAAUAUCCCACCACAGUUCAGCAGCAGACCAUCCCAAAGGUCAUGAGAGGUCACAACAUUCUUUGCGCUGCUGAGACAGGCAGCGGGAAAACACUGUGUUACCUCCUUCCCAUCAUUCAGAGGUGCAGGCUGCAGUCUGAUGAGGAGGAAGAGAUGUACUCCGAGGACAGGAGUAAGAUUUGCUCUGUGAUUGUUGUCCCUUCCAGAGAGCUGGCUGAGCAAGUGGCGACUGUGUCCCGGAGGCUGGGUGCUCCCUUCGGCCUGCUCACGAGGACUUUGGGCGGUGGAAGAGGUGUGGGACACAUCAAGGAGUUCUUCAAGAGAGAUCAUCCAGAUAUUUUAGUGGCCACUCCAGGGGCACUGGUCAAGGCCCUGCGAAGACGUUGCCUGGAUUUGAGUGAGCUGAGAUUCUUCGUGGUAGAUGAGGCGGACACCAUGUUCGACCCCAGCUUUUCUAGUAUGCUGGAGGACAUCCUGCAACACACAAACAUUGCUCAUGAUCCCAGUGAAACCCGUGGCCUCGGCCAUAAAGCCCAGCUGCUGCUAGUGGGGGCAACCUUCCCAGGCGGUGUCGGGGAUGUGCUCAGCCAGGUGACAGACCUCGGCAGAAUGGUGGUUAUCAAAAGCAAGAUGCUGCACUUCCUCAUGCCCCAUGUCAAACAGACUUUCCUCAAGGUCAGAAGUGCUGACAAAAUCCUGGAGCUCAAUCAAGCUGUGAAGCUGCUGCAGCAAGACAAAGGAGGUGGCGCUGUUUUAGUCUUCUGCAACAAGUCUUCGACUGUCAACUGGUUGGGCUACUCGCUUGAGGAGAUGGGGGUUAAGCAUGCACGUCUGCAAGGGGAGAUGCCGGCUGCUGUGCGUGCGGGAAUCUUCCACUCCUUCCAGAAGGGCACGGUAGAUGUGCUUGUAUGCACAGACAUUGCUUCGCGGGGCCUGGACACAUCCAGAGUGCGCUUAGUUGUCAACUACGACUUCCCAGAAUCCCAGACGGACUACAUUCACCGAGCAGGGAGAGUAGGGAGAGCAGGAGGGGUGGAGGAUGUGGAGGUGCUCAGCUUUGUCACAAAACCCUGGGACGUGGAGCUGGUGCAGAAGAUAGAGACUGCCGCGCGUAGGAGAUCUAGUUUGCCAGGGUUGGAAUCUGAGAUACAUGAGCCAAAGCCCAAAUCAGAGAUUGAAGAGUAAAUGUUUUGCUGAUUUUGUUUAAAAAACAAAUAUUGUCUAGUUGA
Mugil cephalus (flathead mullet) is the source of this 2028-nucleotide messenger RNA. RefSeq names its product DEAD (Asp-Glu-Ala-Asp) box polypeptide 28 (gene ddx28). Gene Ontology annotation, biological process: mitochondrial large ribosomal subunit assembly. Gene Ontology annotation, cellular component: mitochondrion. Bases 215 to 1984 code for a protein of 589 amino acids. Gene Ontology annotation, molecular function: ATP binding; nucleic acid binding. NCBI's taxonomy places the organism in Eukaryota, Metazoa, Chordata, Actinopteri, Mugiliformes, Mugilidae. The transcript has a single exon. The record is from RefSeq and is a predicted model, not a curated record.